AUGUCUGCUGCUGUGGCUCAAAGGGCCCCCUUGGGCAGAGCAUCGUCCCCCAUAGAUACCAAGAACAUUAUGAAGCCUGAAGAUUCUCCAACAGCAGACAGUAUCACAAAAGACCAGAAGCCUGCUGAAGGCUCGCAAUCGCUUGCGCCGCCGCCUCGUCCUGCCGCCUCAGGCACCGGCGAGACCCCAGAUUAUUUCAACUUGCAGAACCCGUUUUCUCUCGAACCAAACCCUUUCGAACAGUCCUUCAGCAACACAUCAGGCGAAACUCCGGGGAAGUCCUUACUUCCCCCAGUUGCCUCUAUCGCGUCUCCUGCAUUACCCGGAGUCAGUUCCGCUGGUUAUAACUGGCCUAAUUCACUGCGCUCAGGACCGCUGAGCCCUGCCAUGCUGGCUGGCCCCACUGGCGCCGAUUACUUUGACAGCAUCGGUCGCGGCUUUCCAACCCCCAACGAGUCGUCCUUAAGAACUGGCCUGACCCCCGGCGGUGGAGGGUCCAUGUUUCCCGCUCCAAGUCCCAACUCCCAAGCCAUCUUAACACAACUUCAAAGCGGUGGUGCGACUCCGUCGACUCUCGAGUUCCACCGUACCGCCCUCAACGCAGCCAAACGCAACGGCUUCAAUGUACCCACGUCCAAUCCGACCAGUGAGCCCGAGCCGCUCUCGAAUAUGGAUAGCAAGAAGACAUCACAACCCACAGCCGUUGACACAUUCACCCAUCACGAUGCUGCCGAUGCGGCCAAUGGCCUUUUCAUGCUCGCAAAAGGUGGCCAAACCAAUAACGACGCGUUCGCCGCGACCAACGCCGCUAAUAAGCCAUCUGACGCGAAACGAGUGACGCGAAAUGCCCACAACUCAAUAAGCAGCGGCGCUGGCGAGUUGACCGCUGAGGGUUCCGACACCCAAGGCGAGCAGACAAAGCCACCCACCAAGGGCAAAGGCAAGAAGAAUACUCCUGCCAAACCGACUGCUGCCAACGGUCGUCGCAAAGCCGAAGAGGCUCCCAAAGGUUCUAACAAGAGGGCAAAGACGAGCAACGGCCCCAUAGAAGCAACUCCGGAAGAGGAAUCGGAUGAGGAAGAGAUGAGAGACGACAUGUCGAAGGAUCCCAAGAAGAUGACCGACGAAGAGAAGCGGAAAAAUUUCCUCGAGAGGAAUCGUGUCGCUGCUCUCAAAUGUCGCCAACGCAAGAAGCAGUGGCUCGCAAACCUCCAAGCUAAAGUCGAACUCUUCACAACCGAAAAUGAUGCAUUAACAGCGACCGUCACACAACUUCGAGAAGAGAUUGUCAAUCUCAAGACCCUGCUACUUGCACACAAGGACUGCCCUGUCUCUCAAGCACAGGGCAUUGGCCCGUUGAUCAUGAACGGCAUGUCCUCUGGCUUUGAUGCCCAUCCAUAUGGUAUUCCAAACAACAUGGCCAUGCAAGCUGGAGCUCCGAUCCCCGCUCAAGCCCUUCGCAGAUAG
Messenger RNA from Talaromyces atroroseus, 1467 nucleotides. RefSeq lists its product as hypothetical. The record is from RefSeq and is a predicted model, not a curated record. Gene Ontology annotation, biological process: regulation of transcription by RNA polymerase II. NCBI's taxonomy places the organism in Eukaryota, Fungi, Ascomycota, Eurotiomycetes, Eurotiales, Trichocomaceae. Gene Ontology annotation, molecular function: DNA-binding transcription factor activity, RNA polymerase II-specific; RNA polymerase II cis-regulatory region sequence-specific DNA binding. The transcript has 3 exons. The coding region runs from base 1 to 1467 and encodes 488 amino acids.